AUGAACGGAAUUGAUGAGGAUGACCCAGAUUUCAUCAUUACAUCUUCUACUGACGACCAAAAUUGUGACAGUAUGCGAAGGAAAAAAUUGAUUCCGUCCAUCCAGCAGUCCAUCAAAACACGAGUACAUAAAGUCGGAACUUUGAGAGGGUUGCCACGACUAUUUCUAUUACGACGAGCAUUUUGCUUCUACUGGUGUGUGAUAAUAUCGCUGUUUACUUACCUCAAGUGGUAUUAUCCACUAUAUCUGACAAGUAAUGUCAACAGAAACACUUUAGAAGACUUUGGCAGGGACUGGUGUCGAAUGCGCAAUGCACGAGUAGAUUGGGGACGGCUACGGGAACCUUGCAUAGGAAACACGGUCUACGAAAAUAAUUUACCUGGAUGGAAUGUAGAAAACCGGACUAAUGGGAGAAUGAGUUUUGUUUCAUCCACUGAUAUUCAACCUGCUGGACAGUUUAGCAGGAUUAUCAUUCAGUCCCAGACUGUUGAGGACCUUCCAAAAUCGGUCGGGGGGGACUAUUGGCGAGUUUUUAUCUCGGGUCCCACUGGGUUUGCGCCCACGGUAACUGACCUUGGUAACGGAGAAUACGAGAUUCUGUUCUUGAUCCUACAUCCAGGAAAUUAUUGCUUGUCGGCGGUGUUGGAUCAUUCCCUAUGUGACGGGAUGAAAGACCCCCCGGAUUAUUGGUUUGUUUCAGGUAGGCAGGUAACCAAGAGAGGAUUAAACGAACGUGUUUUGUUCUUUGGAAUAAGCCAGGCGGACGGCCAGUCUCAUUGUAUCAUCUUCUCUUACUGUUACUUAAAGCUGAAGUCGUGUUUAAUGUUACAGUGCGAUUGCAUCAACCAGGGAACAAAAUCUACUCAGAGUCCUUUCUCUCGAAAGAACAGGGGGGAGACUAAAUACGAUUUUAAAGUUUUAGACUAGUCAUUAUACAGCUUCAAAUACGGAGAUUAAAACAGCUUAACCAAUAAACCAUUCUUUUUUCAGUUAACGGUAAAGGGUUAAGAUUAUCAUCCAUUAUUGUCUCUUCUUCAGGGAACAGUCACGGAAGCAACCAGCCACAAGGAAUUCUAAACGGAAAGCAAGUUUACUUAAUGCAACCGCUUUCGGGAGGCGAGGAAUUCUGUUUUGACGUGCCUGCGAGCAAAGGGCCAAUGAGAAGAGAUGGUAUUAAUUAGCGUGUUGGUUUUAAUUUUACGUUUUUUCAAACAACGUUGUUGUCUUGGGCACUUUUUAUCUGAGCAAACUGAUCUAAUUGAAAAGAUGUGAGCCGUGUCGACAGAUUUUGGAAACGGUUCUCUAGUUAUCAGACCAGUUUGUAAUCAUAAUUAACCUCUCUUUUCCUUUGAAAAACUACGAGUUAAGCUUGUUCAACGAUGGAAAAGGAGGUUUUUUUUUAUAAUUUUGUGCAUUUUUCAGGCAAAAGAAGGCAAGUGCGAAGUGAGAAUUACGUGGAAUUGCGUCACGCUCGCGGUUAACCCCGAUCAAUGAAUCCUUACCGCUAUGGUUGUUAACAUUCUACCCAAUUCGCACGGCAUACGAACCGAAAGUAGUUCCUUCGCACCCAUUCCAUAACUUGGUUCUUUCAGUCAAAAUCAUGGUUUUUCAGUGUUGUCAUUUUUCUUUUGCAGAAUUUUUGAGUUACGGGCUUGGAUAUCCGUCAUAUUGUGGAACAAAUUGUAAAUUUCUAUCGGAUGGCUUCGGUUACUGGAGCAAUAGGACUUGGGUACCACACGCCCCUGGUAAGGUGUAGUACUUUCAUUUAAGAUUGACUAUCGUUAUACACUCCCACAUCUCUUCAAAUUUUCUUAAGGUACAAAGACUUGAAAAAGUCUCAAAUUUAACCAGUCUCAGUCUUUUUGUGUGAGGGGUGGGAGGGGUGGGAGGGUGGGAGGGGUGGGGGGGGUGGGAGGGGUGGGAGGGGGGUGGGGGUGGGAAGUUUUCCCUCUGGACAAGUCAUCCACAAUUCUGCUUUAGGACAAAGGGCAGCGGAACUCAGGUACUAUAUAGAUAAUCGGGAGAAAUCCCCGAUAUGGCAGUACAGAUCCAAACAUGUUUAAUGACUGAGUAAUCGAUUGUAACAGUUAUACAAUAGCAGUGCUUGUAACGCGUGAAGUGCGCGCAACGAAGCCCUAUACUUAUCAAAAAUAGAGUACGACCAUGCGACCGUUCGACCGUAUAAGGUGCUACUCUUAACAUGCGUGGUCAACUGUACCGCGGGCACGUCAACGCCACGGCUUUGUCCAGUAGUCCAGUGGUCAGUGCACUGGGCUCCGAGUCGGACCACCGGGUUCUAGUUCUGGCCGGGGCAAGGCGUUGUGCCCUUGAGACGUGCAGGAAAAAAAAAUGCGAGCUCCGCUUUUAGGCUUGGCUAAAUCUAUAUAUUAACCCAUCAAGCUGAGAAAAUUUUAGACUUUGUUCUGUUGUCGUUUCGCAUUUGACUAUUUUAAAGGAUAAUCACGAAUGAAAGGCAAAACAUCAAUAUUUAGAGUGAACUUGCAGUGGAGUCUGAUUUUCCGUACCUACCAAAUUAAGGGAAUAUUAACUGAGAAAACUUUCCCCUUUUCCCUGACCCACAAUAAUCUUUUAAGUCUAUUUUAAAUUUCGCGCCACGCAGGGAAGUUAUACUUAUUUAUUCCUCCCAUGAUAACGUGGUUGAUAUUCUCUUGACCAAAUGGACUGUAACAAAAAAAAAACCAUGUUGCUUAUGGCACACAUUUUGAACCCUUAUUUUUCAGAGAGAUUAUUCAAGAAUUCUCCACGUAAGAGGAAGGGAACUCUGUGGAUCUAUGGUGAUUCAUUAGCCUUGCGAUUUUACGAUUCUAUUUACUACACAUCUCUCUGCACGGAAAUAUUCAAGGCCUGUAAUGUGACGUACACUUGGGUGUACAACAUGAUUGAGCCAGUGGAAGUUGAAAAGUACAAAAGGACUUAUCGAGAUUUUGAUCCUUCCCGCGUGUUACAAGAAAUUAGAAACGUCAUUUAUCUCCCUGAAAUGGACGAAAACAGUGUGAUAAUUCUCAACUGUGGACUGCAUUACGUAUCCGCUUUAAAAUUUGGAAUUUAUCGGAAGCUUAUUGAUGCAAUUAUUGACAUGUUUAAAGAGACUUGGGAGAAUGAACAUGGCGUGAUCGAACUAAAGUUCAAAGGGAAACUGAUUUGGAAAACGACGACAGCCAUUCACAGAGAGAGAUUUUUGUAUCAUGACCAUCCAAGCCCGCGGUUCUUAACUCUUCAGGUACGUUUAAGACCUAUGUUCUAAUCAAUUGAUUAUGAUUAUCAAAACCAGUUUGCCGGUUCCCAUAUGGACACCCCGCCCGGUAAAACAGUGAUGGCGUAAAACUUUUUAGAAUAUUGCAAAGCGAAGUAAAUUAAAAACCGGUACAUGCAGUUAAUGAUUACUUUCGACACGUGCUUGAAAAUGAUUAUAUUUUAAUUGAAUAAUCAGUUUUAUUCUGAUCAUUUUUUGCUCCUUGUUUCUCCACAGCGCAUACAGUUGUACAAUGCAUACGCUGUUUGGGCCAUGUGUAAUGCGGGAAUUGAGAUUUUGGAUGUUUUUCCGAUGAGUUAUUCGUUUCCGGAAGGAACCGACGGAAGUAGCGACAGAUACGAUGCUGUACAUUAUAAAAAUAUUGUCUUCAAACCAGCUGAACAGCUUUUGUAUGAAUAUUUCAAUCCUUACAUGGACAAACCAAGGAAGAUUGGGUUGUAUUAUUCUUUAUUUGGAAAUAAAACCGCCAACUUGUAA
This is a messenger RNA of Pocillopora meandrina, 3751 nucleotides long. NCBI's taxonomy places the organism in Eukaryota, Metazoa, Cnidaria, Anthozoa, Scleractinia, Pocilloporidae. The record is from the annotation of a GenBank genome assembly.